This is a messenger RNA of Notechis scutatus (mainland tiger snake), 3115 nucleotides long. It is a transcript of the gene BCAR3, whose product is annotated as BCAR3 adaptor protein, NSP family member. Gene Ontology annotation, molecular function: guanyl-nucleotide exchange factor activity; phosphotyrosine residue binding. Gene Ontology annotation, biological process: positive regulation of peptidyl-serine phosphorylation; small GTPase-mediated signal transduction. Lineage: Eukaryota; Metazoa; Chordata; Lepidosauria; Squamata; Elapidae. The record is from RefSeq and is a predicted model, not a curated record.
UCCCCCCUGACCGAGGGAUGGAUUGACCGAUCCCGCCGGGAAGUUAAGUGGUAGCACGAACUCGUAGGGUUGAAAGCGGACUGAAAUCGUUCAUUUGUAUUUUUUUCUUUUCCUUUACUCAGAAACUUAAAGAAUGAUAGCAGCUGGGAAGUUUGCAAGACUUCCACCGGAUAUGCCGAUGAACCAUGAGUUUCCCUUGGCCUCUUCUAUGGAUCUGUUGAGCAGCAAACCUGCUCUGGCUGAUGAACUUCAUUCUGGUACCCAUCAAGAUAUUUCUAUCCAUGGUACCCUUCCGAGAAAAAAAAAGGGAACCCUUCUUCUUGGGUCAUGUGAUGCCUUCAACAACAUGAAAAUGUUGCCAUACACCCAAACCAAUCAGUCUCCAGGACAUUCCAUUCAAGGUGUCAUUGAAGAAUAUCCCCAGAAAAACAGGAAAAGUGACAGCCAUCCACACAGAGACCAGAAUGCUAUGGAUCCAGCUUUGGAGUAUGUGAAGUUUUUAAAGGAGAAGCAUGUGAUGGACAGCUCCCCAGAAAAGCUGAAGAAGGAACUGGAAGAAGAGUUGCAGAUGAGCAGUGAUGAUUUGCGGAGCCACGCAUGGUACCAUGGGCGGAUUCCACGGCAGGUGUCUGAGAGCCUCGUUCAGAGAGACGGUGACUUUUUGAUUAGAGAUUCUCUUUCCAGUCCUGGAAAUUUUGUCCUUACCUGUCAGUGGAAGAACAUUUCUCAGCAUUUCAAGAUCAAUAAAACUAUCUUGCGGCUCAGCGAAGCUCACUGCCGGGCGCAGUUUCACUUUGAAGACGAAGGCUUUGACACCAUCCCUGGCCUGGUGCGAUGUUACGUAGGAAAUCGCAAGCCCAUAUCAAAGCAGAGUGGAGCGAUUAUAUUUCAGCCCAUAAACAGAAUGGUUCCCCUGAGAUGCCUGGAGGAGAAAUAUGGGGUGUCUCCAGUCCUGCCAAGAGAAGAGAGCAUUCCAGAGGGGCAAGUAGAAACCCCACAAAGACUGAGCCUUCAUGUGUGCAAUCAACAGGCGAGAGAGUCCACUUUAGCCAAAGGAAAUCUUUUAAGAAACAAAGAAAAAAGUGGUAGCCAGCCAGCAUGUUUGGAUCGCAUGCCGGAGAAGCGAUUCCCCUUAAAGACUCAUCAAUCAGAAAGUUAUCUGCCAAUAGGUUCAAGAUAUCCUUCCCAAGGAACGGAAACUGAAAAUAGUCCUUGUACAAAGUCUCCGGCUUUUAGAACUGGCAGCGAACCUAAUCUGAGCCCCCUGAUGUUCCGGAGAUUUGCUUCAGAGUUGCAGAUUAGUGACGCCCUCAGGGGUUCUGACAGCCAGCUUCAUUUGAGACCUCCGCCGAAGCCCAGUAAACUGCCAUUUCUGAGGCCACUGCAAGGCUUGGACGUCCUGUAUGGUGAACUGAAUGCAGCUUUUCCCACAGAGGGCAGGCCCACAAAGCAACCUUUAUGCCCGACGGACAGCUUUGUAGAGCAUCUGACAACGAAGGACAAUGGGACACACUCAUCCUUGAUCCUGGAUGACAGUGACUCUUUGCUGAGUUCUGUGGACCCACACACAGCUCAGUUGGAGAUAAGCAAAGAGGGUCCCAUCUUCGUCACACCUGCCAUUGAGAAGGUCUCUGGCUUCAGGCCAAACCACUUUGAGUCAAAACUUCUUCCCCUAGAAAAUAAGCCCCUGGAGACCACAAUGUUAAAGAGAGUCAAAGAGAUGUUUGCGAAUAAUAAUGCAAAGGUCAUUGCCCAGCAUAUACUGAAGAUGGACUGCAAGGUUGCUAGGAUACUCGAGGUCUCUGAAGAGACGAGGAGGAUCAUGGGAGUGAAAUCAGGCUUGGAACUGAUUACCUUACCCUACGGACACCAACUGCGCCUGGAUCUAAUUGAAAGGCAUACUACGAUGGCAAUAGGAAUUGCAGUGGAUAUUCUUGGCUGCACGGGUAAUUUAGAAGAGCGUGUUGCAACAUUAAACAGGAUUAUCCAAGUUGCAGUCGAACUAAAAGACUCCAUGGGGGAUCUGUAUGCCUUCUCAGCUAUAAUGAAAGCUCUGGAAAUGCCUCAGAUCGCGCGGUUGGAGCAAACGUGGACCAGCCUGAGGCACUGUUAUACACAAACAGCCAUCAUGUACGAGAAACAGCUGAAACCUUUCAGCAAACUCUUACAUGAAGGAAAAGAGAUCACUUGCGUGUCACAAAACGUCGUCACUGUGCCGUUGCUGAUGCCUCUGGUUACCCUGCUAGAACGUCAGACGGUGGUCUUUGAGGGAAUGGAUGUGUGGGAAAACACUGACCAAAGCUGUGAUAUCAUGCUCAAACAUUUGGCAACAGCUCGUUUCAUAGCACAAAAUGCUGAACAGUAUAGUGCAAAUGCAGAAAGGAUCCUUACAGGUUUUCAGCCAGAUGACGCAAUGAACGAAAUCUUCAAAACAGAAUUUCAGAUGAGAUUGCUCUGGGGCAGCAAAGGAGCACAGGUCAACCAAAAUGAAAGAUAUGAAAAAUUCAAUCAAAUUUUAACUGCACUUUCCCGAAAACUAGAACCUCUUCUUACCAAACAGAUUGAACAAAGAAAUGCCUGAUGGAUUCUCAGCUAAAAAGAAAUUGGUAUACUUACCAAGGAAACACUUUUUUUAAAAGGAAAGCUGUAGUUUAUGUUGCUUAUUUCUCAUUUUCCUAGGGCAAAGACUGCCCCCCUCAAAAAAAAAUCCUUUAAAACAAAAUACUUCCUUGGGAAUAUUUGCUGCCUGCCAACUCCCUUCUAUGCUGCUAGUGUGAUUUUUAAAAAACCCGUUAAUUCCCCAAUCCCUCCUCCCCCAAAAAACAAGUUUCAAGCCAAUCAAAAAUCAUAUAGCAAACACAGCAUCUAUACCCAAUUGAGAAGCAGGACACUGCUUCAUGGAUUAUUAUUCUUAUUCCGAAGAAACUGCCAUAACCCUAGAUGGGGUGUGGAAGACAUGGUUAUACAGUCAAAAAGUUUUUGUAAAGUUCCUCUGACAUCAAGCAGAAUUUGUAAACUGUAUUUAUGUACAUUUAUUUAUAAGUUGCUAAUAAUGAUUUGAUUUAUAAAGGGUUAUUUAUUUCUUAUGAUUGUUACCUUUCAUGGACAUCUCCAG